Otolemur garnettii (small-eared galago) is the source of this 1878-nucleotide messenger RNA. It is a transcript of the gene HSPA6, whose product is annotated as heat shock protein family A (Hsp70) member 6. The record is from RefSeq and is a predicted model, not a curated record. Gene Ontology annotation, molecular function: ATP-dependent protein folding chaperone; ubiquitin protein ligase binding; ATP binding. Gene Ontology annotation, cellular component: blood microparticle; vesicle; cytoplasm. Gene Ontology annotation, biological process: protein refolding; cellular response to unfolded protein. NCBI's taxonomy places the organism in Eukaryota, Metazoa, Chordata, Mammalia, Primates, Galagidae.
AUGACGGCUGCAACCAAAAAAUAGCCGGGUGUUGUGGUGGGCACCUCGUACUCGUGCUUGGGCGUAUUCCAGAGGGGCGGUCGGGGGGAGAUCCCGGCCAAUGACCAGGGCCGCCGCACCACGCCCAGGUGUGUGGCUUUCACUGACACUUAGCUGUAGGUCGGCGAUGCAGCCAAGAGCCAGGCGGCCCUGAGCCCCCAAAACACGGUUUUCGACGCCAAGCGCAGGAUUGAGCGCAAGUUCACAGAUGCGACUGUUCAAUCGGACUUGAAGCACUGGACCUUCCAUGUGGUGAGCAAGGGCGACAAGCCCAAGGUCCGUGUGUCCUUCCGCAGGGAGGACAAGACGGUCCACCCCGAUGAGAUUUCGUCCAUGGUGCUGAGCAAGAUGAAGGAGAUAGCUGAGGCGUACCUGGGCCAGCCUGUGAGGCAUGCGGUGAUCACGGUGCCUGCCUACUUCAGUGAGUUGCAGCGCCAGGCUAUGAAGGACACAGGUGCCAUCACAGGGUUCAAUGUAUUAAGGUUCAUCAACUAGCCCACAGUGGUCGCCAUUGCCUAUGGGCUAGACUGGAGCGGCCGCAAUGUGCUCAUUUUUGACCUGGGUGGGGGCAGUUUUGAUGUUCGGUACUCUCUAUUGACGCAGAUGUCUUUAAGGUGAAUGCCAAGAGACACCGACAUAAGCGGAGAGGUCUUUGACAACCAGAUGGUGAGCCACUUCAUGGAGGAGUUUUGGAGGAAGCGCAGGAAAGACAUGAGCGGGAACAAGCAGGCCCUCUGUGAGCGUGCCAAGCGCAGCUUGUCCUCCAGCACUCAAGCCACCCUGAAAAUCGACUCCUUGUUCAAGGGUAUGGACUUCUAGGCUACCAUCACUUGUGCCCGCUUUGAGAACUGUUCAGACCUCUUCUGCAGCACCCUGGAGCUUGUGGAGAAGGCCCUGAGGGAUGCCACGCUGGACAAGGCCCAGAUCCAUGAUGUCUUCCGUGGGGGCUCCACCCACAUCCCUAAGGUACAGAAGCUGCUGCAGGACUUCUUCAACGGCAGGGAGCUGAACAAGAGCAUCAACCCUGAUAAGGCUGUGGUCUAUGGGGCUACUGUACAGGGGGGAGUGGGGGAUGAGUGUGAGAAGGUGCCAGAUCUCCUGCCCCUAGGACUGGAGACGGCAGGUGAGAUGAUGACUAUGCUGAUCCAGAGGAAUGCCACUAUACCCACCAAGCAGACCCAGACCUUCAGCACUUACUGUGACAACUAACCUGGGAUCUUGAUCCAGGUGUAUGAAGAGGGCGAGAGGGCCAUGACCAGGGACAACAACAUGCUGGGGCACUUUGAACUCUGUAGCAUCCCUCCUGCCCCACGUGGAGUCCCUCAGAUUGAAGUGACCUUUGAUAUUGAUGUUAAUGGCAUCUUGAGUGUGAUGGCCAUUGACAGGAGCACUGGUAAGGCCAACAAGAUGACUGUCACCAAUGACAAGGGCUAACUAAGCAAGGAGGAGGUGGGAAGGAUCUUUGGUGAGCCUGAAUGGCACAAGGCUGAGAAUGAGGCCCAGAGGGACAGGGUGGCUGCCCCAAACUCACUGGAUGCCUGUGUCUUCCAUGUGAAGGAAGAGGAAAGUGUUAAGGACAAGAUUCCUGAAGAGGACAGGCACAAAGUGCGAAAGUGUUGGGAAGUCCUUGCCUGGCUUAAGCACAACCAGUUGGCAGAGAAGGAGGAGUAUGAACAUCAGAAGAGGGAGCUGGAGAAAAUUUGUUGCCCCAUCUUCUCCAGGUUUUAUGGGGGCGGUUCUGGAAUCCCUAGGGGCAGCAGUUGUGCGACUCAAGUCUGCGAAGGAAACCCCAGUACUGGUCCCAUCAUUGAUUUGCCCCUCAUGAUAAGACACAUGUGA